Porites lobata is the source of this 3063-nucleotide messenger RNA. NCBI's taxonomy places the organism in Eukaryota, Metazoa, Cnidaria, Anthozoa, Scleractinia, Poritidae. The record is from the annotation of a GenBank genome assembly.
AUGAGUGUACUAAUCGACAAGUUCCCAACACGAUCGCAGGAACUCUUGCAAUAUGUUAGUUUAAUUAGAUACGCAGCCCGUGUGCACAAAGGGUUAGGAUGGGCCAUUUAUGACUUUAAGUUUCGCCAGAAAGCUAGCGUCAAUAAGUCUAUUAAUUGGUCAGUGGUUGACACUCAGCUUUGGUUAACCAUUUUCACCGUGUCACCAGCGAUACUCAAAGAAGAGUAUCCGCUUUUUUCAAAUGGACCCCAGCGAAAUGUGUCUACAACAGGGGAUGCGAACAGAGGCACAUGCAACUUUUACAAUAGGAGUGGCACAUGUAAUAGAGACCCCUGCUAUUUCAGACAUGUGUGUAACAGAUGUAGUGGAUUACACCCAAGGGUUGACUGCCCGGCCCACCCUGUGCGGCAACCAGAGCGGGAAGGGGAGGCAUAGAGAAAGUGACCAUGGUGGAAGCUCAAAGUCAAGUUCCUCUCAUCGAAAGUGAGAACACUACUUGCCCCUCCCGACCCCUAUUAAUGUACAACGACUUGAGGAAACAUUGACUCAUCAUCCUGAUCGGGAAUUUGUCUCGAAAUUGUGUAACAAUCUUAGGUAUGGGGCCGAUGUGGGUUUUACUGGGAGACGUGUUGCUAGAUUUUCUAGGAAUCUGCCCACUGCCCUUUCCCAACCAAAUAUUGUUUCAGAAAACCUUUCCAGGAAGUGGCCCUGGGGCGAGUUGCAGGUCCUUUCCCCACCCCACCACUGCCCAAUUUCCAGGUGUCACCCAUCGGAUUGGUCCCCAAAAAACAUUCUACGAAGUUUAGGACCAUCUUUCACUUAUCUUUCCCAAAAUCUGGAGCGACAAGUAUCAACUCUUCAAUCCCCAAGGAGGAUUUCAGCCUUCAGUAUAUAACAAUCGACAAUGCAAUCCACGGGAUUUUGAGCCUCGGGCAAGGGUGCUUUCUUGCGAAGACCGAUAUCGAGUCAGCGUUUCGCCUCAUCCCUCUUAGGCCUUCAGAUUAUGAGCUCUUCGGCAUGUAUUGGGAGGGUAGCUACUACUAUGACAAAGUUCUUCCCUUUGGCUUGAGGAGUGCCCUUUCCUGUUCAAUUUACUGUCCGAUGCAAUAGAGUGGAUCCUCCUCAAUCAAUGCCAGGUUUCGUUUGUUUGUCAUAUCCUCGAUGAUUUUUAAUCAUCGAACCAGCAUUAUCCUCUCCCCUCUAAAUUUGCUAUGCCAGCAGAGCUUGAAUAGCAUGCUCUUGACCUUUAGGAAUCUGGGUAUCCCCAUUGCAGCCAACAAAACAGAGGGCCCUCUACUACCCUUGAGUUCAUGGGAAUUAUCCUGGACACCGUCCGGAUGGAGGCGAGACUCCCAGCAGAUAAGGUGGAACGGAUACAGGCCCCCCUUGCCCUCUUUCAAACAAAAGGACAUGCACCCUAAAGGAGUUACAGUCACUCAUUGGGACUUUAAACUUUGCAUGCAAAGUUAUUCCCCUGGGAGGCCCUUUCUUCAGCGCAUGAUUGAGCUCACUCGUAAAGUCGCUAAACCUCACCACCACAUUAAAUUAAGCCAGGGUUUCUUCAAGGAUCUCACUAUGUGGCAACAGUUUAUCCACACCUGGAAUGGGGCCGGGUUUUUCCUCCCUACUUCAUGGCUAGACUCCGACUCCUUAGAACUCCAUACCGAUGCCUCAGGCACACUUGGGUACGGUGGGAUAUUAGGUCAGAAAUGGUUUCAGGGUAGGUGGGAGACUCACCACCUGCUCAAUGCUCCUGGUAUAAGCAUUGCCUGGCAAGAGUUAUUUGCUUUGGUGGUAGCAUGCCACCUAUGGGGGGAUGAGUUUGCCAAUAAGCGUAUCGUUUUCUAUUGCGACAACCAAUCGGUUGUCAAUAUAGUAAACUCCAAACGAUCCCACAUUCCUAGGGUUAUGGAUCUGGUUCGCCAUUUUACCCUCUUGACUUUAAGACAUAACUUCUAUCCAAGGGCGGAACAUAUUGAAGGCAAGAAAAAUGACAUCGCGGAUUCCCUCUCUCGAUUUCAGAUGGAGCGUUUUCGCAGCCUGGCCCCUCAUGCAGACCCAGCCCCAUGUCCUGUACCCCCGACAAUGUUGGUGAUCUGAAUGCCGACAUCCAGAAGUACUUACGUCUCUCUGUUGCUGCCUCUACUAAACAAACAUAUACCUCUGGUGAACGUAGAUUUUUGGACUUUUGCACCCUCCACAGCCCACACAGGUCAACUUAUUUGCCCACCAAUGAAGAGACUCUAAUUCAGUAUGUUGCAUAUUUAGCCAAAACAAUUAAACACUCAUCCAUCAAGGGUUACCUGGCUGCAGUUAGACACCUGCAUAUCCGCUCAGGCUAUGACCUGGACCUUAAGAAAUUCUUGCGCCUGCAGUUGAUUUGCCGCGGCAUCAAGCGUUCCCAGGGCGAUUCUACCCGCAUUCGACUCCCUAUUACAAUAAACCACCUCAAAUUGUUCUUCCAACUUCUUGCAAUCCCAACCUCCCCCUAGUUAUGACUCCAUUAUGGUAUGGGCAGCCAUGACCUUAGCCUUUUUUGGUUUCCUCCGCCUGGGAGAAAUGACCUGCAACUCACCCUAUUCAUCUACACGCCACUUGUCUCCAGGGGAUGUGACCUUUUUCCCCAGUAUUCAGAACCCUGACCAUAUGUCAGUUAGGAUAAAAAUAUCCAAAACUGACCCAUUUCGUUCGGGUCAGACUAUUGUUAUUGGAAAGACUGACCAGAGGGUCUGCCCUGUUUUGGCUAUGACAAAUUAUUUGUCCUACCGGGGGUCCACACUAGGCCCACUUUUUCAGUACUUGUCGGGUGCUCCCCUCACAAAAGCGGGACUUACCUCCGAAACUAGGCAGCUUCUCUCUAUGUCAGGUUUUCAGCCCUCUCAGUAUGCGGGACAUAGCUACCGAAUUGGGGCUGCCACAACCUCGGCUUCUGUGGGCCUACCCCCUUGGCUAAUAAAAACACUGGGGCGGUGGUCCUCUGACUGCUAUGAAAGAUAUGUUCAGUGCCCACCUUCCCUUCUUUCUGGGGUUUCCUGUCAGCUGUUAGGUGAUACCUUAAAUUAG